Messenger RNA from Quercus robur (English oak), 1168 nucleotides. RefSeq lists its product as uncharacterized. The record is from RefSeq and is a predicted model, not a curated record. The transcript has 5 exons. The coding region runs from base 332 to 877 and encodes 181 amino acids. NCBI's taxonomy places the organism in Eukaryota, Viridiplantae, Streptophyta, Magnoliopsida, Fagales, Fagaceae.
AAAUAUCUGAACCCAAAAUGGUAAGAAAAAUCAAUCUCCUUGCACCCAAAGUAGUUCCGGAACAUUCCUAAAACCCCUUAAGUUUAUAUAUUAAUACUAAGAUUUUUAGUUCAGCAUGUUCAAGAUUCUAGAGCUUCCAAUGCGUAACCGCCUUUUCCUCUUCUCUAUAUAACGAACCCGAAACUGCUUUCAUUUUCACUAUUCCUUGUCUUUAAGAAAUCUGGGCUUCUUGGAACCUAGCAAGUUAAUACUAUAUUCGAGUACGAGAAAAAAAAGUGUUUGAAAUAUAAGUUUUUGGUUUCGCUUCUGUUUCUGGGUUGUGUGCGUGUGAAUGAUGGAGAUGGAGGCUCACAAUCACAAGGAGUCACUGUCUUAUUAUGGAGUCCUCGGUGUUCGUAUGAACUCGUCUGUUGAAGAAAUAAGACGUGCUUAUCGCAAGCUUGCUAUGCAAUGGCAUCCUGAUAGAUGGACUAGAACCCCUUCUCUGCUGGGUGAAGCAAAGCAAAAAUUCCAACAAAUCCAAGAAGCCUAUUCAGUGUUGUCAGACCAAAGGAAGAGGACACUGUACGAUGCAGGGUUAUACGAUCCUGAUGAUGAAGAAGAUGAGGGCUUUUCUGAUUUUGUACAAGAAAUGGUGACUCUCAUGGACCAAGCUAGGAGAGAGGAAAAGAGUUAUAGCUUGGAGGAGCUACAAAGCAUGCUUUUCGAGAUGGCCCAAGGAUUCGAGUCUCCUACAUGGUUUUGUGGACCAUCAAUACUUGAAGAUCCUGGAUGCUCAAUGAGAAUGCGUUGUGAUACGAAUUCAGUGUCACAUAGAGGCUCACAUUUGCAAACAACAGGCUUGGGGAUGUUUGGAAAGAGUGGUUAUUGCAAUUAAGAAGGCAGUUUCCACUGUUCUCUGGAGCAGACUAUGAGGAUAAACAUCAAUCUGAAUUCUGUUUUGCUCUCUGUUUGUAUGAUGAAUACUGAUUGAAUGUUCUGCUCACAAUGUUCUUUGAAUAAAAAAUUGGGGUAUGUUAGUGAUAGCCUUCGAGCUAAGCAAACAACAAAUGCUGGCCAUGUCUUGCUAUUUUGCGUUAGUUGUAGCCUGUAGGGCAGGGUUUCUUUGAUACAUCUUGUUAUGCAAUGCUUUGUAUAUAAAUCUUAGUGAUUGGAGUUUGAGCCUAAA